Molecule: messenger RNA, 5932 nt
Organism: Juglans regia (Persian walnut)
Lineage: Eukaryota; Viridiplantae; Streptophyta; Magnoliopsida; Fagales; Juglandaceae
Product: sister chromatid cohesion protein SCC2
Exons: 28
Coding region: 240-5693 (1817 amino acids)
Biological process (GO): regulation of gene expression; establishment of protein localization to chromatin; replication-born double-strand break repair via sister chromatid exchange
Cellular component (GO): Scc2-Scc4 cohesin loading complex
Molecular function (GO): chromatin binding
Source: RefSeq, a predicted model, not a curated record
UUGUAAUCCACAAAAAGCUUUCCCCGCCAUUUGCUUUUCACAAUUUCUCUCAUUUCCCUGUUUCCCAAUUUAUUCCCCUAGGGCUUUACAAAUUCCAAACCCCUCUGGACUAACCCUCACCAAGAGAGUAAGAAAAACCCUAAUUCCCUCCAAAACACCCUCCGAUUUCUACCUUAUUACGAGCUCCACUCCUUCAUGCCCUCGCGCUGCCAAUUGCGGACUCACCGGUUCACCAAUCGAUGAGCAAUCCAAUCGUUCCCGGUUCUUUGGUUUCGGCCUCCGGCUCUGGCUCCGGCUGGGGUCACCGAGGCAUCGGCCUCUCCAACACCAUACACUCCGAAGUCGCGCCGUGCUUGCCUUUGCCCUCGCUCCCGGUCUUCUGCGGCGCCUCUAAUCAGGACCUCCGACUCUUCGACGAGCCUGGCCGUGGUAGCUUCAGCUCGCUUGACCGCAGUGAGGUUCUUGCUCAGUCCAGUAGAAUCGCUGAUCUGCUACGCCAAACCGAUGUGUCUUACUUGAAUCUCAAAAAGGAUGCAAGGGUAGUUUCAUAUGGCUAUGCGGAACCUUUAGAACUACAUGACCAAGUUUUGCAAUGCCAUCCAGAAGCAUUUGAGUGCAGUACUGCAGGUCCUAUUAAGGAGCAAAUAUCUAGCGGUACGGUAUCAGAAAAGAAGCCCUUUGAACAAAGUGUGCCUGUCACAGUUCAAGCUCAAAGAGGCAAUAGUGCUGCUCACAAUUAUCAUACUGACUAUGUUGUUACCAAUCAUGUAUCAACAUCGUCUUCUAGAAAACCAAAACUCAAGAAGAAAGGUGGCGAUGACUUCUCAUCAUCAGUUGGACCGGAUCAUGCUGAGAUUCAAGAUGCCACCAUCGGAAGCUUUUGUGAGUUGUUAGAGGACUUCUGUGGUAGAGCUGAAAUUCCUAGUGAUGAUCGGGAUGAAGCAGAGUGGUUAUCAGUUCCUCUUUCUGAUCUUAGAAUGCUUGUAACUGAAAUAAUGUCUAUCCGUGCAAAGAAACUUCUACAUUUGGUUCCUGUAGAUGUUCUUGUUAGGCUGUUAAAGGUUCUAGAUCAUCAGAUACAUCGAGCAGAAGGCUUGUCAAUAGAUGAAUGCGAGCACUCAGAUUCAGAUAUAGUUUUAUCGAUCUUUUGUGCUCUGGAGUCUAUUCAUGCUGCUCUAGCAGUGAUGGGUUACAAUGAAAUGCAAAAGCAGCUAUAUAAAGAAGAGAUAAUUGAAAGAAUUCUGGAGUUCUCUAGGCAUCAGAUUAUGGAUGUUAUGUGUGCGUAUGAUCCAUCAUAUCGUGCUUUGCAUAAACCAAGCGAAAAUGGAGAAUUUGAAGGUGAUGAAGAUGAAGAGCCUGGUCCUGAAUUUGGUUCGGCAAGUAAGAAGCGGCGUAGCGUUAAGACAGUUCGAGUGAAGAAGUCAUCAUUAAACAAGGUCUCUGCUGCAAUGAAUACCAUUCUUCAGAAAAUGUGCACUAUUCUUAGUUUACUCAAGGAUUUAUUGUUAAUAGAGAGAUUAUCUGAUAGUUGCAUCUUACAACUUGUGAAAACGAGCUUCACGACAUUCUUGGUGGAUAAUAUCCAACUCUUGCAACUGAAGGCAAUUGGUUUAAUUAGUGGGAUAUUCUAUUCAUAUACACAGCAUCGUACUUAUGUGAUAGAUGAAAUACUUCAGCUGCUUUGGAAGUUACCAUCCUCAAAGCGAGCAUUAAGAUCCUAUCACCUGCCUGAUGAAGAACAAAGGCAGAUUCAGAUGAUAACAGCUUUGCUGAUUCAGUUGGUUCACUGUAGUGCAAACCUUCCUGAAGCUUUAAGGCAAGCAACAAGUGGCAAUCCCAUUUUAGAAGUCUCAAUUGAUUCUAGUUACCCAACCAAAUGUCAAGAGUCAGCCACAGAGGCAUGUUGUCUUUUUUGGACCCGUGUGCUUCAGCGUUUUGCAAGUUUGAAGACUCAAGAUGCAUCUGAGAUGAAAGCAAUGAUGGAGAAUCUUGUUAUGGAUUUGCUGACAACAUUGAAUUUGCCUGAAUAUCCUGCUUCAGCUCCUAUUUUGGAGGUUCUGUGUGUCUUGUUACUCCAGAAUGCUGGGCUGAAAUCUAAAGACAUCUCUGCACGUACAAUGGCCAUUGACCUUCUUGGUACAAUAGCUGCGAGAUUGAAGCGUGAUUCGGUGCUUUGCAGGAUGGACAAAUUUUGGAUACUACAGGAAUUGGAUAGUGCCAGUGAUGUUGAUCGCAGUUAUCCAAAAGGUUCGUGUUCUAUUUGUUUGGAUGGAAGGGUUGAAAAGUUGUUCUUUACAUGUCAAAGUUGUCAGAGGUUGUUUCAUGCUGACUGCAUGGGUGUAAGAGAGCAUGAAGUUCCUAAUAGAAGCUGGCAGUGUCAGAUUUGCAUCUGCAGGAAGCAACUUCUCGUAUUACAAUCAUACUGUAAGUCGCAAUGCAAGGAUGGUGGGAAAAAGACUCACAAUUUGUCAGAAAAGAACCCUGAAGCUUCUGAGACAAUUGCAAAAGUUGAAAUUGUUCAACAGCUGCUAUUGAAUUACCUGCAAGAUGUUGGUUCUGAUGAUGUUCAUCUUUUUGUGCGCUGGUUUUAUCUUUGCUUGUGGUACAAGGAUGAUCCAAAAUCUCAGCAGAAGCUCAUAUACUAUCUUGCUAGAUUGAAAUCAAAAGCAAUAAUACGUGAUUCUGGAACUACUUCAUUGUUGACAAGGGAUUCAGUCAAGAAGAUUACUUUGGCAUUGGGACAAAAUAACUCCUUCUCCAGAGGGUUUGAUAAGAUUCUUCAUAUGCUUCUGGCAAGUUUGAGGGAGAAUUCUCCUGUAAUUAGGGCCAAGGCUCUAAGAGCGGUUAGUAUUAUUGUAGAAGCUGAUCCUGAGGUACUGUGCGAUAGACGUGUGCAAUUGGCUGUUGAGGGAAGGUUCUGUGAUUCUGCAAUAUCUGUAAGGGAAGCAGCACUGGAACUUGUGGGCAGGCACAUUGCUUCACAUCCUGAUGUUGGUUUGCAGUACUUUGAGAAGGUUGCUGAGAGAAUUAAAGAUACUGGAGUUAGUGUUCGAAAACGAGCUAUCAAAAUUAUUCGGGAUAUGUGCACUUCAAAUGGCAACUUCUCUGGAUUUACAAGUGCCUGUAUUGAGAUAAUUUCUCGUGUUAGUGAUGAUGAAUCAAGUAUUCAGGAUCUUGUUUGCAAGACAUUUUAUGAGUUCUGGUUUGAGGAACCUUCUGGUUCAGAGAGACUUGUUUUUGGAGAUGGUAGUUCUGUUCCACUGGAGGUGGCUAAAAGAACUGAGCAGAUUGUUGAAAUGUUGAGGAGGAUGCCAAAUCACCAACUUCUUGUCACUGUUAUUAAGCGCAACUUAGCUCUUGAUUUUUUCCCGCAAUCAGCUAAGGCUGCUGGGAUCAACCCCGUGUCCCUAACAUCGGUGCGCAAACGUUGUGAGUUAAUGUGCAAGUGCUUAUUGGAAAAGAUAUUGCAGGUAGAGGAAAUGAACAGUGAGGAAGUGGAGGUGCGUGCACUCCCUUAUGUGCUGGUCUUGCAUGCAUUUUGUGUUGUGGAUCCAAAACUCUGUGCCCCUGCCUCUGAUCUUUCUCAGUUUGUGGUUACCCUACAGCCAUAUCUUAAGACCCAGGUUGACAAUCGAAUGGUUGCUCAGUUACUGGAGAGUGUAAUUUUUAUAAUUGAUUCUGUUCUACCAUUGCUUCGAAAAUUACCUCAAACUGUUGUUGAAGAACUCGAGCAGGACUUGAAGCACAUGAUUGUUCGGCAUUCCUUUUUGACAGUUGUCCAUGCAUGCAUCAAGUGUCUUUGCUCUUUGGGCAAAGUUGCAGGAAAAGCUGCUAGUGUGAUUGAGUAUCUUAUUCAGGUGUUUUUUAAACGUUUGGAUACUCAGCCAGCUGAUAACAAGCAGCAAGUGGGGCGGUCCCUUUUUUGCCUUGGAUUGCUUAUACGCUAUGGAAAAUCUUUGCUGAGCGACUCCAGUAGCAGAAGUAUUGAUGUGGUCAGUAGUCUCAGCUUGUUCAAAAAAUAUCUCCGCAUGGAGGAUUUCAUUGUGAAGGUUAGAUCAUUGCAGGCAUUAGGCUUUGUUUUAAUUGCUUGGCCUGAAUAUAUGUUGGAAAAUGAUAUUGGGAAAAUACUAGAGGCAACUUUGUCUUCUGGCUGUGAUGUUCGAAUUAAGAUGCAAGCGUUGCAAAACUUAUACGAAUAUCUUCUUGAUGCGGAAAGUCAAAUGGGAACAGAUAAAGCAAGCAACAAUACAAUUCAUUGUUCUGUAGAAGGUGGCCACAGUGUACCUGUUGCUGCGGGCGCAGGAGAUACUAAUAUAUGUGGGGGUAUAGUUCAGUUGUAUUGGGAUAAUAUCUUAGGUAGAUGUCUGGACUUCAAUGAACCGGUUCGGCAAUCAGCCCUUAAGAUUGUUGAAGUUGUGCUGCGCCAGGGUCUUGUUCAUCCCAUUACUUGUGUCCCGUACCUUAUAGCCCUUGAAACAGAUCCGCAGGAAGUCAAUUCAAAGUUGGCUCAUCAUUUGUUGAUGAAUAUGAAUGAGAAGUACCCUGCAUUUUUUGAAAGCCGUUUGGGGGAUGGCCUUCAAAAGUCAUUCAUUUUUAUACAAUUGAUAAGUGGUAUUCAUGAAAAUGUAAACCAGAAAGUCCAAUACAAGGUCCCAGGAAAUGUGAAGGGGAAACCUGAUGGUGGCUCAUUUUCUCAAGCAAGGCUUGGAGUCUCUAGAAUAUACAAGCUUAUCCGUGGAAACCGAGUUUCAAGAAACAAAUUUAUGUCCUCAAUCGUGCGGAAGUUUGAUAACCCCAGCUGGAAUGAUUCUGUAGUCCAUUUCCUGAUGUACUGUGCUGAAAUACUUGCUUUGCUACCAUUCACAACACCUGAUGAGCCACUAUAUUUGAUCUAUGCUAUAAAUCGAGUAAUACAAGUCAGGGCUGGGGCACUCGAGGCAAAUAUGAAAGGCUUGAGUAUGUAUUUGUCACAAAGAUAUCUGGAGAAGAUACCUUAUGAGAAUGGACAGCAAGAGCCUGCUGUUAAGCCUGACUUCAAUGAGGUGGCUUCAAUGGAUUUGAAUGGGACAAUUCAACAUGAGCCGGCUGUUCAGCCUAUUUUCAACCAUACCGUGGAUUUGAAUGAGAGUAUACGGCAAGAGACAACUGAUCAGCCUGUCCCAAUCCAUAGCAUCUCACUGGAGGCAAAGAUACAUAGCAUGGGGUCUGAUGUUUCUAUUGUUCUUUCUGCAGAUGAUCUGCGGAAAGUUCAGGCUGACUGUCUGGCAGCUACUGCGUUGCAGCUUCUUUUGAAAGUAAAGAGGCACCUAAAAAUUGUGUAUAGCCUGAAUGAUGCCCGGUGCCAGGCUUUUUCCCCAAAUGAACCUGCAAAACCUGGUGAGGUUCUCUCCAGACAGAACAUUCCCUUCGCCAUUGGUGAAAUACGCACUAGUUUGCCUACCACUCAUCAAGAAUUGAUACAAAGAUAUCAGGAAUUCAAGAGUUCUCUGAAGGAAGAUGUGGUUGAUUAUUCGCUUUACACAGCAAAUACCAAGAGGAAGCGGCCCACCCCCAGAAAAGGACGGAAAUCCGGAUACAUGGGAGGUGAAGAUGAUGAAGAUGAUCAUGAUGAUGAGGACUGGACAGGUGGGGUUCGCAGGCUAAGUAAUAGCGGCAGAAAAGGUAACAGCAACAGGGGAAGUAGGCAGCGAUGAUAGUUGUUGUAAGUAUGUGACAGGUAGGCUAACUUGUAUAUUAAGUAGGAAAGGAAUAGAAAGAGAAUAGGAGAGAAAAGAAUAGAAAUCUGGAAACACAGCCAAAAAAGGGCAUCCAAGGGCCUGGAAUGGUACUUGGGUAGUUGGGAGCGCCUUCUCUGGCUUUUUCCAUCUUGUAAUUGGUUUGGCAUUAUAGUCUUAGCAUUCUUUUUGUUAAUGAAAUUCACUUUCUCCUACUA